CUACAAUCUGUGCAGUUAAAUUUGGAACUUCUCCAAACAAGGUUUAGACAAAAGCAGCUUGAAAAAACGUAUCGCGGGAACUCGCCGGGAAGGGAGUUUUUGGUCCCAAGAAUCAAGUUCCGGAAAUCAGGCUGAAAACCAGUCCCCCUUUAAUUUGCCUUCAACACUCAGCACUCCGCGGCCGGUCCGCACUGGGAAGCAAAAUCCAUACCUUCCCCGGCUUCCAGACCUACAAAGCUUAACAUGCCUUCGUUUCCUCAGCCUGGUUCCGUCACCAUCUGUGAAAUCAAUCGAGACCUCAUUACCGCGGAGAACCUGUCGGACGAUGGAGCCAAGGACACUUACGGCAAAAUUCUUGGAAUGGUAUUCAGCCCGGUUCCGUUUCAGUCCGAUCAAACUGCGCCGGCGAGCUUCGAGCAGGACACAGAACAACAAGAAGGAAGGAUAACCUCUGAUAGGGCCCAGAGAAAGGGUUUAGUGGAAACAUUGCAGGGAAUUUUCAAUCGCUCCAUCAAAUGCCUCUUUCAUCCUAAUGAUGUAAACUUGUUGCCGGAGGUUGAUCUUCAUGGAGUAAGCUGGCACCAACAUAAGCAUAUUAUUGCUUUUGUAUCUGGGCCGAAUCAAGUUAUAGUUCGUGACUAUGAGGAUUCAGAAGGGAAGGAUCCCUGCAUACUAACCAAUGAGUUGCAAAGAGAUGUUAAAGUACUUGAGUGGAGGCCAAAUGGCGGGAAGAUGCUGUCUGUAGCAUGCAAGGGUGGAGUUUGCAUUUGGGCUGCUUCUUACCCAGGCAAUGCAGCAUCUGUGAGAUCUGGUGCUGCUUCCUUCUUGGGAACCAUCUCUAGAGGCUCUGGAGGGCAAUAUAUUCUGGUGGAUUUUCUUCGAAAUCCUAGCGAUGAACAGAUUAGUGCACUCUCAUGGAGUCCAGAUGGAAGAUAUUUGGCAUCUGCCUCUUACGAGAGCUCAGCAUUUACCAUAUGGGAUGUUGCUCAAGGUGUGGGGACACCCAUUCGACGGGGAUUAGGGGGUAUUUCAAUGAUGAAAUGGUCGCCUACUGGAGAUUACUUUUUUGCUGCAAAAUUUGAUGGAACAUUUUGUCUUUGGGAGACAAACACAUGGACAUCUGAAACAUGGUCUUCAACUAGCGGAUUUGUCACGGGGGCAACUUGGGAUCCUGAUGGGCGUAUGAUACUAAUUGCUUUCUCAGAGUCGUCAACAUUGGGAUCUAUACACUUUGCAUCAAAGCCUCCAUCAUUAGAUGCACACCUAUUACCAGUUGAUUUGCCAGAGAUACUAUCCUUGACAGGCAGUCAGGGCAUCGAGAAGAUAGCCUGGGAUGCUUCAGGAGAGCGACUGGGUGUAUCUUACAAAGGUGGAGAUGAACUAUACAGGGGUCUGAUCGCCAUAUAUGAUACUAGAAGGACUCCCCUGGUUUCCGCAUCACUAAUUGGGUUCAUUAGAGGACCUGGAGACCAUCCAAAGCCAAUAGCAUUUUCAUUUCACGACAAGUUUAAGCAGGGGCCGCUGCUUUCUGUGUGUUGGAGCAGUGGAUUUUGCUGUACCUACCCUCUUAUAUUUCGUUCUCAUGCUAUUCCCUAGUGUUGAUCCUGUUUGAAUGCUGUCUUGUCUGUGUAGUUUGCAAUGCAAGAAAGAGGAGUGUUUGUAUGAUACUCUGACUCUGUAGGAGAGUAUUAUUUGGUUUAGCUUUUGGGAAAUACUUGUUGUUUUGCUGGCGCUGGGUGUUUGUUAAAUGUUAAUAGAUGAGCAUCCAUUUCAGUUGGUUGGUUUCAACUGAAACAAGGACUUUCUAAUAAUAGAUUAUACCAUCCUCACUC
Alnus glutinosa is the source of this 1832-nucleotide messenger RNA. Its product is annotated as aladin. The coding region runs from base 244 to 1596 and encodes 450 amino acids. The transcript is spliced from 14 exons. Gene Ontology annotation, molecular function: protein binding. Gene Ontology annotation, cellular component: nuclear pore. Gene Ontology annotation, biological process: nucleocytoplasmic transport. Lineage: Eukaryota; Viridiplantae; Streptophyta; Magnoliopsida; Fagales; Betulaceae. The record is from RefSeq and is a predicted model, not a curated record.